Molecule: messenger RNA, 908 nt
Organism: Zingiber officinale
Lineage: Eukaryota; Viridiplantae; Streptophyta; Magnoliopsida; Zingiberales; Zingiberaceae
Product: auxin-responsive protein SAUR50-like
Exons: 1
Coding region: 275-589 (104 amino acids)
Biological process (GO): response to auxin
Source: RefSeq, a predicted model, not a curated record
UGGAUGCAGCAACUAGCCGGUGAAAAUGCAUGUGCAGGGUGCUUGAUGAUGAGAAAGAGAGGAGGAGGCGGAAGGAUGAAUAGGACGGCAAGUUGUCCUUGGCAAGGACCGGACCUCUUCCUCCCCCACCACAUGCUCUUGUUCCCCUCCCCCUCCGCUAGGUUCUAUAUAUACAUACUCCAGCCAUCAACCCAACCCAACUUCACUCCAAUCCACUCCCAGCCAAGUACUCAUUAACACUCAGCUUAAUUCCUCCGAGCUAGCCUAGCAAUUGAUGGCGAUAUGGCGGUCGAACAAGUUGGGUCAGGCGGCGUCGCUGAAGCAGAUCCUGAAGAGAUGCUCCAGUCUCGGCCGGAAGCAGCAGCAGGAGGAUCAGGAGCUGGUGGAUGUGCCCAAGGGGCACUUCGCGGUGUACGUGGGCGAGGCGCGGAGCCGCUUCAUCGUCCCUAUCUCCUUCCUCGCCCACCCGGAGUUCCAGCGACUGCUGCAGGAGGCGGCGGAAGAGUUCGGCUUCGACCACCACAUGGGCGGCCUCAUCAUCCCCUGCGAGGAGGUCGUCUUCCGCUCCCUCACCUCCAUGCUCCGAUGACAUCUAUACUUCGCACUUCGCAUGUUGUACUAUAUGAUGAACCCAUUGGCACUUCAACUGUUUCCUUUCUUUUAUUUUUUUUCCCCCCUCUUCAUCGGAUCGAUGUGAUGGAGGUGUAGCAGUAGUAGUAUUUCCUGACUGGAAUUGAAGCCCAGUGUGGACUGGAUUUGUAUGCCGCCGCCCCGUGCGAACUGAAAUUGGAGUGGGGGAUUGAUCCUUCAGACCUUCCUCCCUCCCUCCCUCCCUUCCUUCCUUCCCCUGUUCUGGUUCAUGUAAUGAGAUUAUUAACCUGGAUAGUUUUGCAGCCUCAAAAACUCAA